UUUGUUUCAUAAAGUAUCAAACAAAAAGACAUUCUUAAAGAAUGAAGAGAAACACAAGUUUUUCUCUACUCUUUUUCCUAUCCUUGUUGUUUCUUAUAUUUUUCACAUUUUCAGUGGAUGCAAGGAAGACAAACAUCAAGAAAAAACUUCACAAAGACGGCGGAAAUCGCCAUACUAGAGGCAAAGGAUCACAUCCUCCAUCUCCUCUUCCUCGUUAUGAAUCUCAUCCAACUCAAGUUAACACUUUUGACAUUAUGUCUUUUGGUGCCAAGGGCAAUGGAGUUUCUGAUGAUUCAGAGGCACUUGUAGCUGCAUGGGAAUGUGCCUGCAAAAUUUCUGGUGCCACAAUAAAAGUUCCAGCAAAAUUCAAGUUCCUCAUUAAGCCUAUUACUUUACAAGGCCCUUGUAUGAAUGAUCUUACACUUCAGAUAGAUGGAAUUGUAUUGGCUCCUUCUGAAGUAUCUUCAUGGCCAAAAUCAAGUUUGUUUCAGUGGAUAAAUUUUAAAUGGGUGCAGAACUUCACAAUCAAAGGCUCUGGCACUGUUGAUGGUCAAGGGUCUAAUUGGUGGAUCUUGUCAGAACUUUAUGAUAUGCAGAAAACUCACUCUGAACAAAUUCCAAGCAUGAAGCCAACUGCUAUAAGAUUCUACUCUAGCAACUUUGUAAAAGUUAGAGAUAUCAAAAUCAUAAACAGUCCUCUAUGCCAUCUAAAAUUUGACAACUCAAAGGGCAUCAAAGUUGAUAAUAUUACAAUAAUUUCCCCUGCAAAUAGCCCAAAUACUGAUGGAAUUCACUUGCAAAACACACAAGAUGUUGAAAUUCAACAUUCUCAUAUUGGAACUGGAGAUGACUGUGUGUCCAUCCAAACCGGUUGUUCUAAUAUUCAUGUCCACCACAUUAAAUGUGGCCCUGGUCAUGGCAUAAGCUUAGGAGGAUUAGGAAAAGACAAGAGUGUGGCAUGCGUUUCUGACAUUAUUGUUGAGGAUAUUUCAAUGAAAAAUACACUAUAUGGAGCAAGAAUCAAAACAUGGCAGGGAGGAAUUGGUAUGGUUAAAAAUGUAUCAUUUUCAAGAAUCAAAGCCUAUGAUGUUAUGUUUCCAAUAAUGAUAGACCAAUACUAUUGUGACAAACAAAUUUGCAAGAACCAAACAGGAACAGUGGUAAUUUCUGGUGUUAAGUUUGAUCAAAUAAGUGGCAGUUAUUCAGUGCAGCCAGUCCACCUAGCUUGUAGCAAUUCCAUACCAUGUACAGAUGUUGAUUUAACUGACAUUCAACUAAGGCCUUCCCUAAAAUAUAGAGGCUUACAACAAGCUAUGUGUUGGAAUUCUUAUGGAAAAUCACAAGGUCAAUUGGUACCUUCAAGUAUUGAUUAUUGUUUGAGAAGUGGUGGUGGAUUAAUCAAGAGGAUAGCAAGGUCACAUGAUAGUGUAUGUUAUAAAUUUUUAUAGAAGUCAAUUUUAAUUAGUUUUGGGACUUAUUGUAGAUUCCCUUAUGCAAAUGCUUUUUAAAUUUGUGAAGGGGGUGAUGUUGGUGUAAAUUUUUAUUUUUAUUUUUAUUUUAUUGGAAUGUACUAAUAGACUUUAGUUUAUUUGUUGGGUGGUAAGUGAAAACAAAAUUUGGGUUUUAUUUUUUCCUAAAUUUUCUUAAUAUUGUAGGAUUGAAUCAACAAAUAAUUUGACAAAUUUUGUUUUAGAGGUUA
Messenger RNA from Cicer arietinum (chickpea), 1699 nucleotides. RefSeq names its product probable polygalacturonase At1g80170. Lineage: Eukaryota; Viridiplantae; Streptophyta; Magnoliopsida; Fabales; Fabaceae. Gene Ontology annotation, biological process: carbohydrate metabolic process. Gene Ontology annotation, molecular function: polygalacturonase activity. The record is from RefSeq and is a predicted model, not a curated record.